AUGUCCAUUGAGGCUGCCAUCCACACCCUUCAUUGGCACGAUAACAACCUCCCGAUCUAUUCGCUGGACAUCCAGCGAACGAAAAACCCCGAUACCGGCACCCGUAGCGCACGCGUGGCCACUGCGGGAGGAGACAACAACGUGCGAAUCUGGCGUGUAAACUAUACAGAGACCAAAGUAGAGUCUGUGGAGUAUCUGAGCUCGCUCACGAAACACACCCAAGCCGUCAAUUGUGUUCGAUUCAGUCCUUCUGGCGAUAUGCUGGCGAGUGCUUCCGAUGACGGAACAAUAAUGAUAUGGUGUUUGUCGGAUAAAAUUAUCAAGGAGUUCGGCAACGAGGACGACGAUGUGAAGGAGAGCUGGUAUUUGGAAACUUCGUGUAGGUCCUCAACGCUUUCAGAGAUCUACGACGUUUCGUGGUCGCCGGACUCCAAAUACAUCUGCUGCGGAUCAAUGGACAACAUCACGCGUAUAUUCAGCGUGGCCACGGGUGCCAUGAUUAAGCAAAUUGCUGAGCAUAACCACUACGUGCAGGGCGUUACGUGGGACCCCAGGAAUGAGUAUAUCUGUUCUCAAUCGGCAGACAGGUCUGUCCACAUCUACAAGAUAGUGUCAGAAAAAGGAGCAGACUUAGUUCUGUCUCCGACGACGUUUUACAAGAUCAUUCGCGCAGAGCUGCCGACCAAAAGCCUCACCACAGAAAAUCUCAAAGAGAACUCCGAAAGCUCCAACAUGGACCCUCCUUUACAGACACCUCGUCACAAACGGACACAUUCAAACUCAUCCGCCUCCUCCUCGCAGUCCAUCGCGGUGUCGGCUACGCGCUCGUCGUCUCCGCUCCCUGCCGUAAUGCCUGCCUCGCCAAACCCUGUCUACAAAAGCCUGCAACUUUACCACAACGAAACGCUUCAGUCUUUUUUCCGGCGACUCGCUUUUUCUCCAGACGGCAUGCUAUUAUUCAGCUCCAGCGGGGUGUUCAAGACAGACGCGUCUGAGGAAAACAUCAAUACCGUUUACAUUCAUACGCGGUUUGGUCUCAAUAAGCCGCCUGUCGCGCAUCUGCCUGGAUUCAAAAAGCCGGCCAUAGCGAUCAAAUUUAGUCCGGUGCUAUACAAGCUUCUGGAUAACGAGAAAAGUGUUUUCAAGCUGGCCUACCGCAUGGUGUUUGCCGUGGCGACGCAAGAUUCGGUCGUGAUAUACGACACACAGAGACUCAAGGCGCUGGGCAUCGUCACCAAUAUCCAUUACUCCGUGAUCACAGACCUCAGCUGGUCCUCUGACGGACAGGUCCUGAUGGUUUCAAGCGCAGACGGAUUUGUUUCGAGUGUCAACAUAACCAGCUCGCUGGUCGGCGAGGUGGAAACCUACAGCGUGGACGAGUACCUGAGGAAGCACAAACAGGCAAACGCCCCAGCAAACGCUGGUCAACAGACCUCCAUUAUAGACCUGCUGAGCGCAGACCCGACCUCGGCAACGGAGUCAAUCGGGAAACCGGGAGACUCGGUGCAGGUGAUCGACAUCACGACCCCGCAGCCGGAGCGCGACAGCACGCCGGAACCCGCACCCAAGAGGGCCAAGAUAUAA
This is a messenger RNA of Ogataea angusta, 1584 nucleotides long. RefSeq lists its product as uncharacterized. Gene Ontology annotation, biological process: nucleosome assembly; DNA replication-dependent chromatin assembly. Gene Ontology annotation, cellular component: nucleus; CAF-1 complex. Gene Ontology annotation, molecular function: protein binding. NCBI's taxonomy places the organism in Eukaryota, Fungi, Ascomycota, Pichiomycetes, Pichiales, Pichiaceae. The record is from RefSeq and is a predicted model, not a curated record. The transcript has a single exon. Bases 1 to 1584 code for a protein of 527 amino acids.